Scaptodrosophila lebanonensis is the source of this 935-nucleotide messenger RNA. RefSeq names its product proteasome subunit beta type-1 (gene Prosbeta6). The transcript is spliced from 2 exons. The coding region runs from base 71 to 778 and encodes 235 amino acids. Lineage: Eukaryota; Metazoa; Arthropoda; Insecta; Diptera; Drosophilidae. Gene Ontology annotation, cellular component: proteasome core complex. The record is from RefSeq and is a predicted model, not a curated record.
UUCCAUAAAACGCCGCACGAAUAAAACUUGCAAAUCAUUUUGGUACCGAUAUAAACCAUAUUUUCGUAAAAUGAGUUUUCUUAGCAUUGACCAUUUCUCCGAUUACAAAGUCCAUGGAGCACAGCGUCCUGAUUUUUCGCCUUACGAAUCGAAUGGCGGCUCUAUUGUUGCCAUUGCUGGAGACGACUUCGCGGUGAUUGCAGCAGAUACGCGCCUUAGCAGCGGCUACAGCAUCCAUUCGCGCACUCAAACAAAGUUAUUCCAGUUGUCACCUCUCACGGUGCUGGGGUCCACGGGCUGCUGGUGUGACACACUCUCGUUAACAAGUCUGAUGAGAGUGCGCAUGCAGAUGUACGAGCACACUCAUCUGAGGACUAUGACCACUGACGCAGUGGCGCAAAUGCUCUCCAUUACCAUGUACAACCGGCGUUUCUUCCCAUACUAUGUCUCCAACAUAUUGGCAGGCAUCGACAAGAACGGCAAGGGCGUUGUAUUUUCCUACGAUCCAAUUGGCCACUGCGAAAAUGCAAAGUGUCGUGCUGGCGGCACUGCAGGACCUUUGUUACAGCCAGUGCUAGACAACCAAAUUCAAUUAAAAAAUAUGAACUUGGAUGAGAAAGAUAAGCCGAUACUUACAAAAGAGCGCGCUGUUAGUGUGGCUUCGGACACAUUCAUUUCAGCUGCUGAGCGCGACAUCUACACUGGUGAUUUCGUUGAAAUCAAAAUUAUUACCAAGGAUGGUAUUGAGUCUAUGACAAUAAACCUCCGCAAGGAUUAGAAGGGCAACGUGGUUAUGGGAAUAACAUAAACUUCGAUCCUCAUGUCUUUAAUAUACAUACAUAUAUGAUUUCUGCAAAUGAAUAUAAUGGAUCUGAAUGGAUUGUUUGUGUAGUGAUGAAGCUAUUUUAAAAAUUAAAGUUUGAUAAAGCUUCAAA